AAAAAUCUUACUAAAAAAAACUAAGCCAUGAAAUGACAGACAACAAACACGAAAUUAUAAUUGUCACACUAUCAGCACUGAAUAAAAUAAAGUAUAAAUAAAAGGAUUGGUACUCAAAUGGUAAAAGAUGGCCAAUAUUGAAACACCGAUACCAUUGUCAGAAAUCGAAACCGUGUUGGCGUGGGUCGAUACUUUUAAACUGUCACGACCCACCAAGAAGAUAAACAGGGACUUUUCUGAUGCUGUGCUUCUAGCAGAGAUCUUGAAUGUCCACUAUCCGAAGUUAGUGGAGAUGCACAACUACCCUCCCAGGAACAGCCACUCGCUGAAGCUGAACAACUGGAUGACACUGAACAGGAAGGUGCUGAAGAAGCUCAGGCUGAACCUCUGCUGCAACACCAUGGAGCAGCUCGCCAACUGCGCGCCGGGAGUCAUCGAGAGGGUGCUCGUUAUGGUUCGAGACAAAAUUCGACGGGACGAAGAAAUGAACAAAUCGACACGGGAAGCGGAACAGAACCUGUCCAGCGGGGGGAGUUACUAUGAGGCCUGCGGUGAUGAUGAACACGUGCUGGUGGUGCCAAUUAAGACGAGGGUCAACGGUGUGUUGGAGACGGUACAACAGAAGGUCAUCAGCUACGAGUCUUACUGCGCGCUCAAGGAAGAAAACAAGGAUGUAAAGGAAGCCGCUGAUGUGCUCAAACAGAAGGUGGAACAUCUAGACAGUCUUUUAAAGCUAAAAGACGAAAGGAUAGACGAACUACAAAACCAGUUGGAAAGGAAACAAGCGAGGAGAAAGGAAGCAGAGUCUUUAACGAACACUCUGGCAGUACCGUUCGAGCCCGUGCCCCCCAGUCCGAAACCGAGAAGCGAGUUUAUCGUGAUGCCAGUCAAAACAGUCUCUUUAAAGAACAUAGAAUCCAAAAGUAAGAUGGAAGAAUCCAGGAUCCCAGUCCCGAAAGAUUCCUUAAACACCUUGUCUAGGCCCAGUCUCACGGAGGUCUCGAUGGCAGACCUAAACGAUAAAAACGCUCUAGACAGAAUAAAAUCGGAUGUCUUCAAAGAAGUAGAAUACGUUGACGAGAGGACUGAAAUUUUCCAAGAUCUGGAGGUGUUUGAAGAGUUCAAGGACAGUGAACAAGAAAACAUAACGACCAUUGAAGACACGAUACAACAGGAAAUCAAGGAAAUUGGUAAACCCAUGGAGUACAUCCAGGACAUGAGUUUCGUGAAUUGACUUGUUUCAAACAAUUUGAAGAAACCAAUGGGCUAAAGCCGUUUGUUGCCAAACGAGAAUUUUGGUAACAACGAAAAAUAUACUUAUUUAUUCUAUUGCCUUUGUAAAGAACAGUUAUUCCAUUUAAAUACGUUUUUGAGUAUUUUCUUGUAUAUGUAAAAAUCGAUGUUCUAUAAAAAUUUUAGUACCUAAUAAUCGUGUGAGCAAAUUUUGGAAACAUUUUAAAAAUGAUGAGAAAUGUAGAGUUGGAGAAAAAAGUGUAUCUAUGAAUCGUGUUUGUGCUAAUGUUGUUGUUGAAUUCAAAAUUAUUCUAGUCAUAGAUCAUAUUAGUAGGUAUACACGUGCGUCAGUUUCCAAUGUUUUUAUUAGGAUUUAGUUUGUUUGUUACAUUUGAUUUAGAAAUAAAAGUGUUUACACGA
Messenger RNA from Trichoplusia ni (cabbage looper), 1653 nucleotides. Its product is annotated as sperm flagellar protein 1-like. NCBI's taxonomy places the organism in Eukaryota, Metazoa, Arthropoda, Insecta, Lepidoptera, Noctuidae. Gene Ontology annotation, cellular component: axoneme. Gene Ontology annotation, molecular function: microtubule binding. Bases 128 to 1234 code for a protein of 368 amino acids. Gene Ontology annotation, biological process: regulation of cytoskeleton organization. The transcript has 5 exons. The record is from RefSeq and is a predicted model, not a curated record.